AUUGUGUGUCAAAAUUAUUUCUAAAUUAUCAGUGUUUUUCCAAAUUUUCGUAAUUUAUCCCAAACAGAUUUUAUAAAAAAACUAAAGCUAUUAAGGUUCACGUGUAGUGAGUUCAAGAAUGUCGAUGUGCACCAAAACCAAAAAUGGAAAUCGUGAUAAUAUUUACAAAGUAAAAUCCUUGGAUCCAAAAAUACAAAAUCUGAUCAACGUAGCUACAGAAGCAAGACUCAAUGCCUACGCACCUUACAGUAACUUUAAGGUGGGAGCCAGUGUGAUGUGCGAUGAUGGAACCAUAUUCUCAGGCUGCAAUGUAGAGAACAGCUCAUUCACAGUAGGCCUAUGCGCAGAACGAUGCGCCUAUGUAAAAGCCAUCAGCGAAGGAAAAAUUAAGUUCAAGGCGGUAGUCGUAGUGGCGCAUCAAGAAAAUUCAUACACCACUCCAUGUGGAGCUUGUCGACAGUUCAUGAGCGAAUUCGGGAAUAUAGAGGUCUACAUGACGAAGCCCAGCAGUAGCGAUGUUUUAGUUUUAAGUUUAGAUCAAUUGUUACCAUAUCAGUUUGAGACUGUGGAUCAUACUUUUAUUUAGAAGGUAUUUUUAUUCGGGGCGAGAUUUUGAAAGGUAUUUUUUAGUAUCAAUACCACUUACAUAUCUUUCUGUCUAUACUUUUGAUCUUUUAUUAAUUAUUUUAAUAAAACAAUAAUUUAAUA
Messenger RNA from Diabrotica balteata, 708 nucleotides. The record is from the annotation of a GenBank genome assembly. NCBI's taxonomy places the organism in Eukaryota, Metazoa, Arthropoda, Insecta, Coleoptera, Chrysomelidae.